Paracoccidioides brasiliensis Pb18 is the source of this 783-nucleotide messenger RNA. RefSeq lists its product as uncharacterized. The record is from RefSeq and is a predicted model, not a curated record. The coding region runs from base 1 to 783 and encodes 260 amino acids. The transcript is spliced from 2 exons. Gene Ontology annotation, biological process: DNA recombination.
AUGUCCUACCAAGCUGCCAAACGCCGUCGAAUCGACCAAGCUACGUCUACACUCUUCAAACCUUUUAAAUCACCUCUCCGCAAACAACUUGAAAGCACAUCCACAGACAAUAGCGGAAAGAAAGACACGGAGUCAGAUCCGAAAGCUGCAACUGAUGCUCCCAAUUCUCCCGAUACAUCCGACAAGCUCUCUUCCCGUACCCAAUCCGAAGUUAUAAAGAAACCUACCACAAUCCCACCAGCUCCGCCGCCAACAGCGUCACCAUCAUCACCAAGUGUGCCAUUAGAGCUCAUCACCCUCCAAAGGAAACACUCUGCCCUGACAAGUCGUCUUAUAACCCUGCGCGCAGAACUCGAUUCAGUCAACCAAGCGCUGAAAGUUGAACAGUCAGGACAAGACGCGGAGCUUGAAGUGCUGAUUGCCAAGUGGAAAGCAGCGAGCCGAGAGGCGGCGGAAGAGUUGUUUGUCAGUGCUGAGAAGAGGGUGGAGAGGAUGGGCGGCGUUAAAGGGUGGAAGGAGAGGAUGAGGCAGGCACAGGAGAAGAGGGCGAGAUGGGAUGAGGAUGUUCGUGCUGUUGGAGAUAGGGAGGAUUUGGAGAGUGAAUGGGAUGAGGAGGUGGAAAGGAAAAAGGCGGAAAUGGAAACGGAUAGUGAAAAUGUAGGUGGUGGGAAUAAUGAAUUAGAGGACGAGGAUGAGAGCUUUACGAUGGAUAUGAUGCUCAAAAGUUUGAAUGUUGAGCUGGAUAUCAUCGGGUUCGACAAAGACACCCAGCAAUGGACCUGA